GCAUGGCUGUGCACUCAUCAAAGCAGCAGCAUUCUCUUCUGCUGUUACUUCUACUAGUACUUGUUGUAGGGAUCCUUUUGGAAGAAGCUAAUGCAGAAGAAUGCAAAAGAAAAUGUGGGUCCCUUAGUAUUCCGUUCCCUUUCGGCACCACGGAGGAUUGUUCGCUGGACGCUUCUUUUCUGAUUGAUUGCAAGAGCAAGAAGAACACUCCAUACUUGCCGCAAACUAACUUAACUGUGCAGAGCAUCUCCCUCAACGGCCAACUCCGCGUUUCUUUUCCGGUAGCCAGUUUUUGUUACACCCGCAACGGUACCAACCAAACUAAUCAGCAACACAACCUCACAUAUUUCACCGUUUCACCCACUCAAAACAAGCUCUUUGUUGUUGGUUGUAAUACAAUUGGAGCAGUGAAUGCAUAUGAUUCAGAGGGCAAGAAGUACUUCACAGGGUGCUUGGCAUUGUGCAACACGCCCGACUAUGCAACCAACGGGACGUGCACGGGAGUCGGUUGUUGCGAGAUCCCGAUCAUGGCGGCGCAAGAGCUAUCUAGCAUGUUUUAUGUUUCUCUCCGUGCCUUCACUAGCAACAGCUAUGUCAGCAGUUUCAACCCCUGCAGUUAUUCUUUUGUGGCGGAAGACGGAGCCUACAAGUUCUCCUCCGCGGAUCUUGCCAAGUUCCACCAUGCCACGUUUCCAACGGUGCUGGAUUGGAGUGUGGGAAACCUGACUUGCCAACAAGCCAAGAAGAACAAGAAUCAUGAUUUUGCGUGUAAGGCUGAGAAUAGUGAAUGUGUCAAUGCAAAGGAACAUGGUUAUCUAUGCAAUUGCUCUGCUGGUUUUAAUGGAAAUCCUUAUGUCCUUAAUGGUUGCCAAGAUGUCAAUGAAUGCAUGGAAUCCAACGAUUGCUACAGUAAAGCAAUUUGCCACAACGUUCCUGGUAGCUAUAGCUGCUCCUGUCCAAAAGGUUACAUAGGAGAUGGCAAAAAAUAUGGAACACAAUGCCGACCCAAUUCCAGUUCCAAUUCUAGAGCAAAGAACAUUUUGAUAAUUGCAUUGAGUAUUAGUGGAGGCGUGAUAGCACUACUUGUGGUGAGUUUUUAUGUGUAUUGGAGAAUGAAGGAAAAGAAACUAAUCAAACUUAAAGAACAUUAUUUCCAGCAAAAUGGUGGCCUAUUGUUACAACAACUCAUUGCUAGACAAAGAGAAUCAACUGAUGAAACAGCUAAAGUUUUCACUGUGGAUGAACUCAACAAGGCCACUAACAACUUUGAUGAAAACAAGAUCCUUGGUAAAGGGGGUCAAGGAACUGUUUAUGAAGGACUACUAUCAGAUAACAAGACUGUAGCAAUUAAAAGGUCCAAGAUCAGUGACCCAAGUCAAAUUGAACAGUUCAUCAAUGAGGUGGUUGUGCUCUCCCAAAUCAACCACAAGAAUGUGGUUAAACUUUUGGGCUGCUGUUUAGAUGCACAAGUUCCAUUGCUUGUUUAUGAGUUCAUUCCCAAUGGUACUAUUUCUGAGCAUCUUCAUAGUCAUAAUCAUUCCUUAAGACUUUCUUGGGAAACAAGAUUGAGAAUAGCAGCAGAAACUGCUGGGGCUUUAGCUUACUUGCAUUCUGUUACUUCUCCUCCAAUCAUACACAGAGAUGUCAAAACUACUAACAUACUUCUUGAUCAUGAUCUUGUAGCAAAGGUUUCGGAUUUCGGAGCUUCCAGAAUUGUUCCACUUGAUAAGACACAAUUAACCACAUUGGUGCAGGGGACAUUAGGGUAUCUUGAUCCUGAAUACUUCCAAACAAGUCAACUAACCGAGAAAAGUGAUGUGUAUAGUUUCGGAGUUGUUCUGGUAGAGUUACUAACAGGACGAAAGGCGCUCUCUUUCGAAAUGCCGGAGAAUGAUAGAAACCUUGCAUUGUACUUCAUUUCUGCAAUGAAAGGAGGGAAUUUACUUGACAUUGUGGACAACCAUGUAAUGAAUGAGGCAAGGGUUGAGCAAAUAAUUGAAUUUGCUAGUGUUGCAAAACGUUGUUUAAGAGUGAUGGGUGAGAGAAGGCCUACAAUGAAAGAAGUAGCAAUGGAGCUUGAGGGACUUAGAGUUGAGGAGAAGCAUAGAGGAGAAAGUGUGAAGUUGUAUUCAGAAGAGACAGAGGAGUUGCUUAAAUCAACAGUAUCUACUUGCAUUGUUGAAGAUGUUAAUAGUAGCAUUGGUCAGAUUUCAAUGUCAUUGGGUGGUGGAAGAUGAUUCUGUAUUUGAUGAUUAGUUUAGGAAAAGUCUAGGGGCCAGCAAUUUUAUUGCAUUUUGGCCAGCAUGUAACCAGCAGAGAAAGGUGAGUCAUUGGAUGAAAUCUCACACCAAUCUCACACCAUCAAAUCAUCAUUGAUGGCUAGUUGAUGGCUACCAAUUACAAAUAUUGCUGGCCCUAACAUUGCUCGUUAGUUUAUUCAACCUUAGCUUGAUGCUAAUGCAUCUUCAUAUGAUUGGUUAUGUAACUUAGCUUCUUGUAUUUGCCUUUUGCACUUGAUAUACAUGAUGAUACUGAUUAUAAUUGUUCUUUUUGUGAUUAAAGAA
Arachis duranensis is the source of this 2564-nucleotide messenger RNA. Its product is annotated as wall-associated receptor kinase 2. The transcript has 4 exons. Gene Ontology annotation, molecular function: ATP binding; polysaccharide binding; protein serine/threonine kinase activity. Gene Ontology annotation, cellular component: plasma membrane. The record is from RefSeq and is a predicted model, not a curated record. Bases 3 to 2237 code for a protein of 744 amino acids. Lineage: Eukaryota; Viridiplantae; Streptophyta; Magnoliopsida; Fabales; Fabaceae. Gene Ontology annotation, biological process: cell surface receptor signaling pathway; protein phosphorylation.